AUGAAGCUCACUACCGUCCUCUCUCUCGCCCCCCUUCUCGGCGCCGCAGCCGCCCAGGGACAACAACAGCAACCCUUCACACUCAACGUCCGCUGGUCCAACAGCCCCCUCAAGGGUCCCCUGAAUGCCAACGCCGGCGCCUUCUGGAUCGGCAAGCCUACCGCCUCCUUCUGCCCGGAGAACGUCGCCGGCUGCUCAGCCGUGAACACCACCUCGUUCGUCGCGCAGGGCUCGAAGCUGUUCUUGAACGACGCCGUGCCCGGCGGUCAGCAGGUCUACAUCUCCCCCCAGGGCCAACUGACCUACACAGUCCCCCACAGCGCGAACAUCCCCGAGGGCUCGCUCACCGACCUGCCCGUCUUCUCGACGAACUCGUUCCUCAACCCGUUCCUGACGCUCUGGCUGUGCUCCGAUGACAAGGACGCCAAGCAGUGGAAGGUCUGGGCCGAGUACACGGAUGCUGCUACCGGGUCGAUCACCAACAAUGGGUCCAACGGGAGCAAUGCCUGCACGCGGAUUGCGCUCGAGGCGCAGCCGUAUACGGGCCCUAAGGCUUGGGAGUUUUAG
Messenger RNA from Aspergillus pseudoviridinutans, 567 nucleotides. RefSeq lists its product as uncharacterized. The coding region runs from base 1 to 567 and encodes 188 amino acids. The record is from RefSeq and is a predicted model, not a curated record. Lineage: Eukaryota; Fungi; Ascomycota; Eurotiomycetes; Eurotiales; Aspergillaceae. The transcript is spliced from 2 exons.